GAAAAGUUUCUACAGUGUGGUUCAGUUUUAAAAAGUGUUUUACUUAAAAUUUAAAAGUUUCAUUAAAAUGGAUAAUUUAAAUUUAAAUAAUGCUGAUGAGCUGCUCACCAACGAUAAAUUGCAACACAAAUCAUUCUCUGUAACGUCAACGACCAGCUCAUUGUCACCAUCAUCCAUCCCACGUAAAUUCUCUAUGACCAACUUAAACGAAUAUGAAAUUUGUGCAGGUACUACAACAGACGAUAGUACUAUGUGCAACCAAGAUGGCCAACAAAAUGUCAUUGGUGGUACAGAUGAUGUCAUCAGCAGGAAUACUCACACGCAUACUAAUAGCAAUGGCCAGACUGUUGAUAGUAAUGCCAUCAAACAUUCUAGCAACAAAAACUGCAUCAACAUCAAUAUCAAUAACAGCAGCAGUGACAGUAAAACUCCCAUCAAGGACUUUUACAAAGAUGCCACCAUCCUGAUCACAGGUGGUACGGGUUUUGUGGGAAAAGUAUUAAUACAAAAAUUAUUGCGUGCCUUUGAAGUGCGUAAAAUUUACAUGUUAAUACGUUGCAAAGACAACAUGACUGUCGAGCAACGUUUGGAGCAGUACUUCAAUGAAUCGAUAUUUGAUACAUUACGUGCUGAAAAUACUCAUUUGUUCGAUAAAGUCUAUCCGAUACGUGCCAAUUUUAGUGCUUUCGAUCUAGAUAUAGCUGCUAAAGAUCGUGAGUUAUUGUGCAAUGAAGUAACGAUUGUUUUCAAUGUUGUUGCCUCUGUGAAAUUUAAUGAAAAAAUUGGUGAUGCUAUCGACAUCAAUGUUUUGGGUACAAAGAAAAUAUUGGAUUUAGCCAUGGAAAUGAAAAAUUUAAAGUCAUUUGUGCAUAUUUCUACUUUAUAUUGCAAUUGCAAUUUGAAAAAGAUACAAGAGAAAGUUUAUGAAAAUGAGAUAGGUUAUGAGAAAAUUAUGCAGAUUUUCCGCAUAUUUGAUGAUGAAACUUUGGAAAAGUUUAGUCCCUGCUUAAUAGGUGAAAUGCCCAAUACUUAUACCAUGACUAAAAAAUGUGCUGAGAAUUUAGUUAACCACCGGGCCUUCUAUUUACCAGCGGGCAUAUUUAGACCUCCUAUAGUUAUGUCUACUUACAAGGAUCCCAUACCCGGUUGGACGGAUAAUUUAUAUGGUCCUUCGGGUCUUUGUACAUGGUCGGCACGUGGUUUAGUACGUUGUAUUUAUGGCAAUUCGAAGUGUAAGGCGAAUAUGGUGCCCGCCGAUUAUUGUGUUAACGCCAUGAUAUCCAGUGCUUGGGAUGUGGCCAGAAGAUAUAAAGCUGCUGCUCUAGAAUCGAAAGAAAGACAUGAAAUUCCGGUAUAUAAUUAUAUAUUCGAUAAAAAUAACUUAACCUGGGGUCAGUAUAUGCAAUUGUCACGCAAAGGAUUUCAUGAGCCUUUCGAUAAGGCAUUGUGGUGCUUUUCGUACAUAAUAAUACCAUGGAAGCCAUUACAUUAUGCCGCCUCCAUCUUUCUACAUCAUAUACCAGCUUAUGUACUAGAUUUAAUUGCCAUGGCUACCGGACAGAAAUGCAUUUACAUUAAAGCUUAUUCAAAGAUUACCAAAAUCAUUUACAUGAUGUCCUGGUUUGGUCUCAAAGAAUGGAUGUUUUCCAAUCAAAAUAUCGCUGAAUUGGAUGCAUUGAUGUCGGACGAAGAAAAGAAAGUUUUACAAUUCAAUACCAAUACGAUUAAUUGGAAUGAAUAUUUUCGUUCCUAUUUAAGUGGUAUACGAAAAUAUUUCUUCAAGGAUACGGAAAAUGAUUUACGUAAAAGAAAAACUUUUUAUCGUAGAUGGCUUUUCAUACACAACCUGUUAAAGACUUCAUUUGGUGUUACACUCAUUAUGUGCCUUCUAAGGAUUUAUUACAAACUUUUCAAAAUCAUACCAAAAAUUACACUCUAAGAUAACUGGCUGUAAACGGUGCGGUGCAGUGACUGCUGCUACACACGGACUCCCAGCAAUAAUUAAACGAACCCUGAUACCUACAUACCUUUGUACAACUAGUAAUUACGUGGUGGCCUGGUCAACAAAACCAUAAAUAACACUUGAGUAGGUGGCGGCACA
Lucilia sericata (common green bottle fly) is the source of this 2101-nucleotide messenger RNA. Its product is annotated as fatty acyl-CoA reductase wat. Gene Ontology annotation, molecular function: alcohol-forming very long-chain fatty acyl-CoA reductase (NADP+) activity. Lineage: Eukaryota; Metazoa; Arthropoda; Insecta; Diptera; Calliphoridae. Gene Ontology annotation, biological process: long-chain fatty-acyl-CoA metabolic process. The transcript is spliced from 11 exons. Bases 68 to 1939 code for a protein of 623 amino acids. Gene Ontology annotation, cellular component: peroxisome. The record is from RefSeq and is a predicted model, not a curated record.